CCCUUACUUCUGUUUAAAAGAGGCCGGCUGGGAAGUCGGCAGCCCUUCCCCUCUCGGAACCAUGGCCUGCUCUUGUUUAACGGGGACGUGCUUCUCUGCAUGUCGUGGGAUUGCGGCAUCCUCACGUGUAGGGAAGGGAAGGAGGGAGGGAAGCAAGCAAGCAAGCAGCGCGUGGGUGUUUUGACAGGGGCGAUGAAUCCUGGGUCUUGAAUUUCUUUUUGGACAGUUCUGUGGGUGGGGGAGUAGGAGCCAACUCCUAAGGGCUGAGGUCCCUUCGGUUCUCCCCCCACCCCCAAUAAAAUAUUUAAAGGGACCGCACUUCCCACCCCAAAGUUGAUAGGCAUUGCCAUUCGAAUUGCCACAUCUUGUGAUCGGUUGUGUGGUGCUUCCCUGUCCCCCCACCCAAUAUUUUAUUUAAGUUGGCACCCCCUGGGUGCGUGGGUGGGUGCUUGCCUGAACCCAUGAGAGUUGGCCUUGUUCCUGUGUACGGUCACUUAGGCAACUCAUCAGGCAUAAACUUGAACAAAAUGAACAAAAAUAAAUCCUGUUUUGAAAUGGGGGCGUGCGGGCAGGAGAUGUAUGUCUUACGGGGUAAAGCUGGAGAGCAGGUGGAAUGGAUGGUACAAGGAAUCUUCAUCAUCAUUUAUGCGCCACCCGAAUCAGAUGUCUGUCUUAUCCAACCUAAGAAACGAAUGGAGAUGGACUGCAAUCCCAUGGACCUAUCCAAUAACACAGGGGUUGAAGACAAUUCUGAAUUCAAGGAUUUUGAAGGAACAGACGUGAAGGACAUGAGAUUAGAAGCGGAAGCUGUUGUGAAUGAUGUGUUGUUUGCUGUGAGCAACAUGUUUGUCUCUAAAAGCCUCCCAUGCGCAGAAGAUGUGGCGUACAUCAACGUGGAAACUAGGGAAAGGAACAGAUAUUGCCUAGAGCUCACAGAAGCGGGACUUAGGGUGGUUGGCUAUGCUUUUGACCAGGUGGAUGACAGCGUACAAAAUCCCUAUCACGAAACUGUCUACUCUCUGUUGGACUCUGUUAGCCCAGCGUAUAGAGAAGCAUUUGGAAAUGCUUUGCUACAAAGACUAGAGGCUUUGAAAAGUGAUGGGCAGUCGUGAUUGAAUUUGCAAUCGAAGUGGGCUUCAACAAAAGUUGCUGCUGGAUCUAAAUAGUUUGUUCUGAGGCCUGAUGGCAGAGGGGGGAAAUUAUUCACCUGAACUCUUUGCUUUCAAAAAAAUCCCUUGUUCCAUGACUUGCAGUGACACCAACUUGUAAACUAUGUCCUUGAUACUGUUGUUCGGAGUUAGUUACCCAAUUUAUUUUUAAGGUAACAUAGUCACAUAUAUAGUUACUGUUCUUUGUUAAACUUUCCUUUAGAUAGUUACAAUGUAACACAGUAUAGUUUUGGUCUCUGAUAGUUAACUUUAAAAUUCUUCUAACAACUUUUGUAUUUGUUCAGUAGUGUGCUUCACAAAUAACUUGGAUUUAAGAAAACCAAAUAUUUGCCAUAGCUAAUUUAAUGAAAUGGGUUUUGUUUCAUUGAAAAGUUUUGUAUUUAGCUCAACUUCUUGUAUGUGGAUUUAGACAUUAUCUGGCUCAUUCAUUAGAGUGGUAAGACGAAACAUUAAAUAAAGCAUCUCUUAGGAUAUGAUCCACUAAAACGUUAGGCCAGUACUUUUCAGUAACCGAACAACAGUGUGCAGUAUUUGGUGUAGUCUUGAGGGUAGCAAGCAGCAAUGCUAAACAAUAGAUAUAUUGUUGGCAUAAUGAAUGUAUUCAUCAGCUGAAAUACAAAUGGGAUAAGCACAGUAAUGAAAAAAUAAAAAGCCACAUUCUGCAUAAAGCCCAAUCCUUCAUUGCUUUUGUUAAACUAUUAAUACUGUGUAAAGAGCACUAUUCGCAUUGCUUUGAAUGUUUACAUAAUGUACAGUAUAUCUAAAAGUAUUUUUUGAAUCUUUA
Molecule: messenger RNA, 1953 nt
Organism: Podarcis muralis (Common wall lizard)
Lineage: Eukaryota; Metazoa; Chordata; Lepidosauria; Squamata; Lacertidae
Gene: GSKIP
Product: GSK3B interacting protein
Biological process (GO): regulation of canonical Wnt signaling pathway
Cellular component (GO): cytoplasm
Molecular function (GO): protein kinase A binding; kinase regulator activity
Source: RefSeq, a predicted model, not a curated record